AUGUACCCGGCUCUCAUUGAGGUGGAUCUCGUCGUGGUUCCUGCAGCUGACCGCAAGUAUGGCCGGCUGGAAAUCGAGGCCGUCGCCGGAGUACCGCAGCGCGCACAGCCUGCCGACCUUCUUUCUCCAAAGCUCCGCAAGAUUUGGGGCAAUGUGAUCAAGAGCUUGAGUGGCCGGACGCCUUUCUUGAAGCCCGAUGAUCCCCGUGUGCAGCGAAGGGCAAUCCUUGCGGAGCAGGAGGAGGAGCCUGACGAUGUACUGCAUAAUACGAAGGCCCUGAUUACCCUGGCGGAGGAGCUCGGAGCCACCGAGACUGUGUUCCCAGCUCUGGACGACGCUUUUGAGGACCUUGGUCACGAUCUUGGGGAAGCGGUGGCUGAGGGCCCGGUCCAGUGGCUGUGCAUCUCCAUGACUCUUCGGGACUCCUGGAUCUUCAAGGACGCAGCCUGCCAUGUGGUCGGCAAAUGGCACAAUCUGGAACCGGAGGUGAAGCUGUCUAUCCCCGAGGCCGCCCGCCGCGUCUGCCAGAGCUACAGUGACAAGCUCGUCCAGCGCUGUAAAGAUGUCGAGGAUUUCUUCAUGACUGUCGAGUUUGAGCCCCUGGAGAAUCCGGGCUCGUCUGACCUGCUGGGCCUGAGCCCGCAUAUGUGGGUGGCACUCACUCGGUUCCGAGAAUGGGUGUAUGUCAAUAUCAGUUUGGCAAACGGCUUCCAUGGCGAAGAUGGAGGCUACAAUUUCUAUCGUUACAUGUAUAACGAGGACGACGAAUACGACGAAGAUUGGGUCCCCUAUCUUAUGGACGAUGACUGCCCCCAGGAGGAUAUUGACGAGAUUCAUGGAUAUUUGCACAGGCUCAGGGAAUUCUGUCAGGAGGAGGUGGAGCCGCUCUUGAAGUCCAAUGUCAGCCAUUCGACUGGUCGAUACUUGACUUGCACCAAGAUCAAGGAUGAGGAUAUCCCCUGGUAUGAUGAUGAUGAUGACGAUGAUGAUGAUGAUGUAUGA
Messenger RNA from Aspergillus japonicus CBS 114.51, 1002 nucleotides. RefSeq lists its product as uncharacterized. The coding region runs from base 1 to 1002 and encodes 333 amino acids. Lineage: Eukaryota; Fungi; Ascomycota; Eurotiomycetes; Eurotiales; Aspergillaceae. The record is from RefSeq and is a predicted model, not a curated record. The transcript is spliced from 3 exons.